This is a messenger RNA of Pecten maximus, 447 nucleotides long. Its product is annotated as acidic proline-rich protein HP43A-like. Lineage: Eukaryota; Metazoa; Mollusca; Bivalvia; Pectinida; Pectinidae. The record is from RefSeq and is a predicted model, not a curated record. The transcript has a single exon. The coding region runs from base 1 to 447 and encodes 148 amino acids.
AUGACCCCUCCGACACAGGAAACCAGGGAGAGACCCCCGCCGACACAGGGAAACCAGGGAGAGACCCCCGCCGAAACCGGAACCAGGGAAGACCCCGCCGACACAGGAAACCAGGGGAGAGACCCCGCCGAAACAGGAAACCAGGGAGAGACCCCGCCGACACAGAAAACCAGGGAGAGACCCCGCCGACACAGAAAACCAGGAGAGGACCCCCGCCGAAACAGAAAACCAGGGAGAGACCCCCGCGACACAGGAAACCAGGGAGAGACCCCGCCGAAACAGACAACCAGGGAGAGAUCCCCGCCGAGACAGGAUAAAACAGUGGAGAAACCCCCGCCGACACAGGAAAACAGGGAGAGACCCCCGCCGACACAGAAAACCAGGGAGAGACCCCGCCGACACAGGAAACCAGGAGAGACCCCGCGACACCAGAAAAACGGGAGAUGA